GUAGCCACAACCAAAUCGCAAAUCCCAUCCCGCGACUGCAUCUCGGACUCAUCCGUUCAUCUCUAUCCAUCCCAACAUGCUGCACCGCGCUGUUUCUCGUUCCCCCCACCUCCUCGACAGUCGACAGUCCUCUUCGUCCACAAGUACCAGGUCAGUUCGCUUGUUCCCGUCGAAUUAGACCCCUCGAUCGGCUCGUUCAACGACGCGGGCUUGGCAAUGCGUUGCGACCCAAGCCUGAGGGCGCGAAGCCCGCAAGAGUCGAUGCCAAGACACAUGAUGGCUUGUCAACUUGUGGCAGCCGAGGGGCUGCUGUAGCCUUGACAACUUCAUUCUUCCUUCUUGCUGUUAACCAACAAGUGUUUACACUUCAGCCAACACAUGCAUCGCUGUGCGUCCUCCCGCUGGGAGCAUGUCUCUCUUAUUAGCAACGGACACGGACGUGAAAGGCGCAGACAAGCCCACCCCUGGCCCGCAUGGCAGUUCAUCAAGCCAUCAUUGACCAAGGCGCCUCAGCUCGUAGGUACGAAGGAAUCGCACCCGCGCUCAUACAUAACGACCAAACCCUAUCCGCAUUCGCAUCCGCAUCCAUCAACCGCAGAACCACAAACCCCCUUAUCUGCAUUCGGAUCGCCCCAAAAAGGCCAAAAAGGGGGGCCGUUCGUUGUCGGACACUCCUGAAGCGUGGGAGUCCCUGAGACUGCGGUAGACUCGUGGUGGAGUGUGCAUCGGAGCAAAAACAAGAGAGGAGAAAAAAGAAAGGAAAACCUGGGGGAAUCUUGCUACGCCGCGGCGGGCCCGUCCCAUCCAAAUUCCUCUCCUUACUGGGCUCCUUUCUCACUUUCCCCUCUCCCUCGUCUAACCCUGCAACUCUUCCCCGUCCGGCCUUGCUGACUUGUGUUGCCGUGUCGGUGUAGCCCUGCCAAGUUCUCUGACUGCUUUUACAUAAGGUCGCCAUCUCGCAUCGCGCCCUCGCUCGGCCUCCCCCCCGCGAGCUGCUCGCUGGGUAAGACAGGCCUGGGCAUACGUAUUUUCUUUCGUUCUCGUUCAACCCUCUCGCGACUCGCCAGCGUUGGACUCAAAGCUCAAACGCUGUCUCACUUCGCGUACAUCCCCCCUCCUAAUCAAUAUCUAAUAUCUCACCCUCGCGCCUCUCCCUCUCCUUUUCACUUCCACAACGCUCUUAAUCUCUCCAACGCCGCUUUUUGCCCGCCCACUAUGGUUUCAACGUCAUUGCUGCUAUCCCUCCCCGACGAGGUUCUCCUCCAGAUCGUGGGCCAUCUGACGCCGCCGCUCGAUGGCCUCGAUAUCCCGUUCCAGGCCUACACCGACCCUGAUGGCGUCGUCGUCACGAACCGCGUCGCCCUUUACCGCCUCGCCUUUGUAUCUCGUCGCUUGUCCGAUCUGGCCAUCCCCCAUCUAUACCAGACCGUCUAUCUCUGGGGCCAGACCCGGCUUCAGUCACUGCUCCAGACUCUGCUCGAGCGUCCUGAGUUGGGCGAGAACAUGCGCAUCCUUUCCUACGUCUCUUGUCUGGGCACAGAUCACUAUCCCACCGACGUUCUCUGCCCCUAUAAGCGCACCCAAUGGCGCCGCCUGGUAGAUGCCUCGCCGCGCUUCCCAGAUCGCAUCAAGACCGCAGUGCGUGACGCCAAGACGGAGCUCGAAUUCGCCCAGAUCGUCUUCGCUCUCGUUCUCUACUCGUCACCGAACCUGCGCACCCUGCACAUGCGCAUGCCCUUCGCCGCUGGGGAGUACCAGAAGCUCAAGGCCAUCCUCACGCCAGACAUUGAACCCGCCGAAGGCUCCCCCCGCGUCUUGGGUUCCCUCACUCGCGUCAUGCUCGAGCCCAUGCCCGACUUCCCAGGAGCGAGCUUCUGGCCCCGUCGUGAACUGCCGUGCCUCCUGCGGCUGCCCAGUUUGCGCUCCGUCGAACUCGGCUCCGCUGUUUUCCGGCCCGCCGUCCUCGAGCCUGGCGACGGCUGGGGCGACGAUGGCAGUUGGAAGAACGUCGAGGAGAUUCGGCUUGUGCGCAGUAGCAUGUGGGGCCAAGGUUGGCAUGCCAUUUGCGCCCUCUGUCCCAACUUGAAGCGUCUCGAAAUGGGCCCCUCUGGUGUUGCCGAGCAGGCCGCCGACGGUGUACACAACCUCAACACGGCGCUGUCUCUUGUUUCCGAAACUCUUGAAACCUUCUCGUUCGAGGGCAUUCUGGCUGGCAAUUUUUCUCAGCAUAUUGGCGGAGACGGCACCCUCACCUGCCUGCCCAAGAUGACGGCCCUGCGCAAUGUCAAGAUUGAUAUUGGCAUUCUGUACGGCAAACCCCAGAGCGUGGAAACCAUCGACAUCCGUCACCGUCUUCCGCCGUCGUUGGAGAUCCUCGAUCUGGCCGAACUCUGGCAUGACGUGGAGGUUGACCAGCUUUCGCGCAAGGAGCGCUCCAAGUACGAAAGGGGCCUGCAAGAUACUCUGCACAAGCUCGUCUUCGAGACUAAAGACGUGCUGCCCAAUCUGAAAGAGAUUACCUUCCGGCCAAACCCUUUUUACGACCCAUUUCCGAUUCCAGAGGCUCUUACGUCCUGCGCUUCUGACAUCAGUUUCAAGCUCGUCUACUAGGUAAUCU
Molecule: messenger RNA, 2617 nt
Organism: Colletotrichum destructivum
Lineage: Eukaryota; Fungi; Ascomycota; Sordariomycetes; Glomerellales; Glomerellaceae
Product: Putative F-box domain-containing protein
Exons: 1
Coding region: 1216-2610 (464 amino acids)
Molecular function (GO): protein binding
Source: RefSeq, a predicted model, not a curated record